AUGAGAGAUCCCAAAUUAAUCAGUUACCGAAAGCUAAUCCUAGAGUUAAUUGAAGAGUUUGAUGAUAUUACCUUUCAUUACCUCUCGCGAGACGAGAAUCAGAUGGCCGACGCCUUGGCUACACUAGCUUCCAUAAUCAAAGUAAAUGAACAGGAGAAUAUGAAGCCAAUUCAAAUGAGUAUUUGUGAGGCUCCAGCUCACUACUGUAAUGUCGAUGAAGAGGAAGAGAGAGGUGAUCAUCCUUGGUAUCAUGAUAUCUUACAAUAUGUGAAGAGCCGUGCGCACCCAGAUCAAGCAACCGAAAAUAAUAAAAGAACAUUGAGGAGGUUAGCCAGUGACAAUGUCCUAGACGGUGAGAUCCUAUAUAAAAGGAGAAAGGAUCAGGUGUUGCUAAGAUGUGUUGACGCUGUUGAGGCAAAGAAAAUUCUAGAGGAAGUCCAUGAUGGUGUCUAUGGGACACAUGCCAAUAGUUUUACAAUGGCUCGACAAAUCAUGAAAUUCGGAUAUUAA
This is a messenger RNA of Gossypium arboreum, 510 nucleotides long. RefSeq lists its product as uncharacterized. Gene Ontology annotation, molecular function: nucleic acid binding. Bases 1 to 510 code for a protein of 169 amino acids. NCBI's taxonomy places the organism in Eukaryota, Viridiplantae, Streptophyta, Magnoliopsida, Malvales, Malvaceae. The transcript has a single exon. The record is from RefSeq and is a predicted model, not a curated record.